AUGGCAGAUCUCAAUAAUGAGCAGGAGUUAACUCAAUUGGAAAAGGAUGCUUUAUAUUUGCAUCCCUCGGAGCAUGCAAGUAUGGUUUUAUCUUCGUCACCGCUAGAUGGCACGAACUUUCUGCCCUGGAGUCGGGCAGUGUAUGUUGCACUCGGAACCAAGAUGAAGCUUGGUUUUAUUGAUGGGUCACUUCCUAGACCCAUGAUUGGUACUACGAAUUUUGAACAAUGGAGGCGAGUGGAUUUGAUGGUCACCUCUUGGAUCUGGAACUCUAUUUCCAGAGAUCUUGUUGAAGGAUUUAUGUAUGUCUCAUCAUCCCGUGAAUUGUGGCUUGAAAUUCAAGCCAGAUAUGGGCGUAGCAAUGGCCCUAUGGUAUAUCAUCUCCAACGGGAGAUUGCGUCUAUUGCUCAGGGAGACAUGUCCCUGACAGCGUACAUGACAAAAUUUAAGAAACUGUGGAGCGAGUUGCUGUGUUUGUCCCCCACACCGAGUUGCACAUGUGGGGAGUGUUCUUGUGGAGUUAACAGAGCCAUUACAGCAAAGGAUGAAGCCACCUAA
Sesamum indicum (sesame) is the source of this 558-nucleotide messenger RNA. RefSeq lists its product as uncharacterized. The record is from RefSeq and is a predicted model, not a curated record. NCBI's taxonomy places the organism in Eukaryota, Viridiplantae, Streptophyta, Magnoliopsida, Lamiales, Pedaliaceae.